AUGCCGGAGAAUCACCCCCAACCAGACCGUCCCCGAACCCCAGACAGGACAGACUCAGACAUCACAUCCCCCCAUCCAGACCAGUCCCAUUGGUCCAUCGACAACCUACCCUCCGUCCUGUAUGCCCUCCGCCCGGGAACCCAGUACAUCAAAUCCCGCGCGCGCGUCCGCGAAACACCCCACAAGAUUUUCAACAAACAUGUCCGCGACUUCCCCGUCCUCCCGUCCCGCAUCUCAUCAAAAGUCGAAGGCUGGCGCCUCGAAGCCUGGUUCCGGCUUGACCGUCGCAUCGAGGCGCAGGAUAUUCUCGACCGCGUUAACCCUAGGUUCCGGUCUGAAGUGAGCUCGUUGGAGAUCGAGCUGCGCCGCGAGGAAUUCCGGAGACUGUUCCAUGUCGCGGACUGGAAGUCACAGGCGUCGAUUAAUGAGGUUGCGAGGGUGGUGCAUAAAAGGGGUGUGGAUUUGGGACUGAAUACGACCCGUGGUGUUACACCCGGUCUUGUUGACCCGGAGAGAGGCGAGAAGGGCGGGAGGAUUCCGGUUCCGGCUGGACAGAAGCGAGAGAAGACGGGCGUAGUGGCUUCGUGGCCAUUUUUUGUGAUGCAGGGGGUUAGGAAGCAGAGUAUGAAGAGUGAAGCGUGCUUUUGGCCGAGUGGGAGCAAGGGUUAUCCGUUGGAGUUGGGGGCGAGGACGGCGAAUGGAGGCUCGGGGGAGGCUCAGGUAUCUCACUCUCAGGGCUUCGGUGGACAGCCGUCGCGUAGUGUUUCGUCUGUGCCGUCUGCUCGGAAGGCAUGGGUGGAGGAUUAUGUUGAGUGA
Aspergillus chevalieri is the source of this 816-nucleotide messenger RNA. RefSeq lists its product as uncharacterized. The coding region runs from base 1 to 816 and encodes 271 amino acids. The transcript has a single exon. The record is from RefSeq and is a predicted model, not a curated record. Lineage: Eukaryota; Fungi; Ascomycota; Eurotiomycetes; Eurotiales; Aspergillaceae.